UAAAUAUAUAUAUUAGGGUGUCCUAAAAGUUUCUUUCUUAUCGCGUUAUGAAUUGUGCAAAUAUACAGGUUGAUCUAUUAGCCGUAUGUUAUCGGUUUCAGUCGUCCUAGAGUCUUUUACAGUACGUUUCGUUCGUGUCACAGUUUUUUUUUAAACUUUCAUCCACAGCGUUAAAAACGGGUAAAGAAAGGUGAUAUUUACGGUAUGUUAUGUUUUAUUGUUUCAAAAAAGAUGAUAGUGUAAAGAAUACUGUCGACAAGAUUUGUACCAUGUAUACGGGGAUGGUGUUAUAAUUAUUGCAAUCGUUUGCAAUUGAUUUAAAAAAAUUUAGAGGCGGAAAUUUUAAUCUGAAUGAUGAUGACUGGCAGCGGUCAUCCAAAAACGACGGAUACGGACCUUAUUAAGGCCAUGCUUGAUGAAAAUCCGCGAUAUAGUUUGCGCGAUAUAAUGAAUGCCAUUAGGAUUCUCAAAAUAACAGUGCAUAAUCACCUAACUAAGAUGGGAUAUGUUAAUCGUUGCGAAGUUUGAGUUUCGCAUUUACUGACAGAGACCACAUAUUGCAUUAGCGAUGUCCGUGAAUAGUUCAGAAAAAGGACACUUUCAUUGGGUUGAUUGGCUAGUUUUUACCAUUAUGCUAACCAUAUCCGCCGGCGCUGGCAUUUGGCAUUACAAGAGUGCACAACAAUCUUCCGUAGAGAAUUAUUUGCUCGGUGGAAGAAAACUUAGACUUUGGCCAGUUUCUGCAUCUCUAAUUGCCAGUUUCAUAUCUGGGGUAACAAUUGUUGGAGCUCCUGCAGAAAUUUAUAAUUUUGGUACACAAUAUUGGAUCACCGUGAUAUCUUUGCUUUUCUCCGGAAUAGUCGUUGCAAACAUUUAUUUGCCGGUCUUUGUAAACUUACAAUUAAACUCGGCAUACGAGUAUCUGGAAAUAAGAUUUAACAAGGGCGUUAGAAUUUUAAUAUCACUGAUAUUCGUUUUCGAUGCAGUUCUCUACCAAUCGAUAGUAGUUUACAUACCUGCGUUGGCAUUAAAUCAAGUAAGUGAUAUCAACACGCACAUCAUCGGCGCCAUUUUAUGCGGAGUGUGCGUCUUUUACACGGUUCUUGGUGGCUUAAAAGCAGUAGUUUGGACUGAUAUGCUUCAAGUUAUAAUAAUGAUCCUAGCCAUGAUCAUCGUGACUGUGUUAGGCACUUGGGAAGCCGGCGGUCCAUCCGAAAUAUGGCAGAAGGCGCGAGAAGCUAAUAGAAUAGAAUUUUUUAACUUCGAUUCUUCUCCAUAUACAAGACACACUGUCUGGAGUGUUUUAAUUGGUUCUUGGCUCUAUUCUACGGCGUACAUCGCCGUAAAUCAAACGAUGGUCCAACGGUAUAUAUCAUUGAGAACUAUGAAGACAUCUAAAUUAGCUAUAGGGAUAUCUAUUAUUGGCAUAAUUAUUUUUAUUUCGCUAUGUUGCUGGUGUGGAUUGGUUCUUUUAGCUUGGUGGUCACCACCAAAAUGUGAUCCAAGAGCUACUGGUUUAAUUACGGCCGAUGAUCAAUUACUUCCAGCUUUCGUAAUGCAAGCUGCUGGUUAUUUGCACGGUAUACCUGGCCUUUUCAUUGCUGGAAUUUUUGGGGCUGCCCUUAGCUCUCUAUCAGUAGGAUUCAAUUCCACUUCUGUAGUUCUUUUAGAAGACUUCGUGAAGAGUUGCUUUGGUCUACAACCAAGCGAACGUUGUUCAACGAUUUUAGUUAAAAGUAUAAUUAUCUUACUUGGUUUAUUCGCAUUGGCUUUUGUCUUUUUCAUCGAAACAUUGGGAGGCAUUUUAGUGGUUACAAACAGUUUAGCCGCAAUUGCCGCAGGAAUUUCCUUUGGAGUCUUCACUCUUGGAAUGCUUUUUCCAUGGACUAAUUCUCAGGGUGCAUUCGUAGGUGCCGUUGUGGGAUUUUUAAUAGCUGGUUGGGCAUGUUUCGGAGCAAAUAUAUCGAUCAGUGCCGGUGUCAUAGUACCUAAGAAGCUUCCGGUACCACUUGCUCAGUGUCCAGGAAAUAUAAGUCAAGCUUUCCUAAAUCAAUUUGUUUAUCAUAACGAAGAUGAUGUUUUUGCUCUUUACCUAUUGUCCUAUCAUUGGUUUUCCGGAUUGGGUACGCUUAUAGUAAUUGUAGUUGGAGGAAUAGUCACUUGGUUGACGGGACCAAAGGAUCCUUCUUAUAUCGAUAGAAAGUUGCUCUCUCCAGUAAUACAUAGGUGGUUACCUUAUCCAAAAUAUCAGAACGAGGAAUGGUAUCGAUCAACGACUGAACCCCAAUCUUCGGUAAAUCUUUUAUUAAAAAAUCUACCGAACAAAUCCAAACAUAAUGAUACGUUCAAAAAGAAAGAGAAUCAAAAUGACGUAGCAGUUUCUUGACUAUAUUGAAAUGCUGUAAAAAUGUAUAAAAAAUAUCGCUUAUAUUGAUUUUUUAAUUUUUUAUUACGUAGAAUGUAAAUGUAAUGUUAGAAUCUUAAUGACGCACUAACAUAGUGGGUAUAUAAUGUUAUAAAAAGAGAACGAAGUGUGAGACGAAGGAAAAAUAUAUUUUUAUAUGUUCGUAAA
Vespa mandarinia (Asian giant hornet) is the source of this 2572-nucleotide messenger RNA. RefSeq names its product sodium-coupled monocarboxylate transporter 2. Gene Ontology annotation, biological process: transmembrane transport; sodium ion transport. Gene Ontology annotation, molecular function: symporter activity. Lineage: Eukaryota; Metazoa; Arthropoda; Insecta; Hymenoptera; Vespidae. The record is from RefSeq and is a predicted model, not a curated record. Gene Ontology annotation, cellular component: membrane.